AUGGAUUGCACCGGAGUUUCUGGCAAGAUUGGUGGAAAGGUCGGUGGAAAGGUUGGUGGAAAGGUCGGUGGAAAAGGCAAGGCAGGGUCUGGUAAGGGCAGUAAAAAACAACCAACUUCUAGGGCUGCACGUGCCGGACUACAGUUUCCAGUUGGUCGUAUACAACGUAUGCUGAAGACUCGCAUUCCUUGCGACUGCCGUGUCGGUUCUACUGCUUCUGUUUAUGCUGCGGCUAUUAUGGAAUAUUUAACAGCUGAGGUACUUGAGUUAGCUGGUAACGCCUCGAAGGAUCUGAAAGUAAAGCGUAUAACACCCAGACACUUGCAACUUGCUAUUAGGGGAGAUGAAGAACUUGAUUCCUUAAUAAAAGCUACAAUAGCAGGCGGUGGUGUUAUUCCCCAUAUUGAAAAGUCCUUAAUGAGCAAGACUCUUAUGGGGAAAAAGGGUAAGAAAGGUAUGAGCCCAUAA
Messenger RNA from Cryptosporidium muris RN66, 468 nucleotides. Its product is annotated as histone H2A, putative. The transcript has a single exon. The record is from RefSeq and is a predicted model, not a curated record. Lineage: Eukaryota; Apicomplexa; Conoidasida; Eucoccidiorida; Cryptosporidiidae. Gene Ontology annotation, molecular function: DNA binding; structural constituent of chromatin; protein heterodimerization activity. Gene Ontology annotation, cellular component: nucleosome. Bases 1 to 468 code for a protein of 155 amino acids.